Messenger RNA from Funneliformis geosporum, 1149 nucleotides. The record is from the annotation of a GenBank genome assembly. Lineage: Eukaryota; Fungi; Glomeromycota; Glomeromycetes; Glomerales; Glomeraceae.
AUGGCAAUAGGAACGAUUUUAGGCAUCCCUUUAAAAUAUGUCAGUUUAGUCACACUGUGUAUUCAAAAUAGUACUUUGGUAAUAAUAAUGAGGUAUUCUCGGCUCGAUAAAGAUAAUUUAUAUUAUACAUCGACGGCCGUAUUUUUAUCAGAGUUGACGAAGCUCAUUAUUUGCCUUUAUAUGGCCGGACGAAAUCAAAUACGUGAGACUGGGCGGUUGAGUAUUUCAGAACUUUACUCUCAAGUGUUUGCUUCCGACGCAUGGAAAUUAAUGAUCCCGGCAGCCCUCUACACAGUUCAAAAUAAUUUGCAGUAUGUCGCCGUAAGCAUGCUUGACGCGGCAACUUUUCAAGUCACUUAUCAGUUGAAAAUUCUCACAACCGCUUUAUGUUCAGUAAUUAUGCUCAGAACUUCUUUAAGUGGAUUAAAAUGGUCUUCAUUAGUUUUACUCACUUUUGGUGUUGCACUUGUUCAAAUGCCAAGUGAAUCAUCUGGAAGUCAAACAAGUGAUGAUGAUGAUGCUAACAUGGAAAGAUUUGUGGGUUUAGGAGCUGUAGCAGUAGCCUGCGUAAUUUCUGGUAUCGCUGGUGUAUAUUUCGAAAAAGUUCUCAAAGGUAGCAAAACUUCCGUUUGGAUUCGAAAUGUUCAACUUUCAUUCUUUUCACUUUUUCCCGCUUUAAUCAUGGGUGUUUGGUGGAAAGAUGGAGCGGGAGUAUGGGAAAAUGGAUUCUUUUACAAUUACAAUUACGUGGUUUUGGCAGCGAUUUCAUGUCAAGCCAUCGGUGGUAUUAUCGUCGCUAUGGUAGUCAAAUAUGCGGAUAACAUUCUUAAAGGAUUUGCCACAUCAAUUUCAAUUCUUCUUAGUUUCCUCGCUUCCGUUUACCUCUUUGAAUUCAUCGUCACUUCAACAUUUUUACUUGGGGCCACAUUCGUUUUAAUUGCUACAUAUAUGUAUAGUAAGCCUGAUACACCAACAACAAAAGAUAAUAUUGAUGUUAAUCAAUUACCCACGCAAUCACUUUCAAAAAAUAAUGAAGAAAAAGAUGAUGAUGGAUAUGGUUUUGAUUAUACUGCUAAUGGUAAUGUUGAUGUUAACGGAAACGGUUAUACUUCCAUAAAUGGAUCUGGAUUAGUGCGAGUGGAGAAAUAA